CUUUCAAAAGUUACGCAACAAAAGCUCAUGAGAGCUCCCAGCCUGUGGGAGGGGCGAGUAGCUGCAACUUUAGUGUGGGAGACCAACCAACUCUCCAACUUACCAACUCUCUGUCCUUACUCUCCGCAUACUCAAGGAACCAGUCAUGGCUGCAGAAACAAAGCAGAGUUGUUAUGAGGGCAGUUCUGUCCAAAGCUUUCAGUUCUACCUUGAACACUCUGGAGAGCAUAAGGCCAUUCUCCAGUGUGUUUAUGACGUCCUGCCAGGAGAAUUUAAAAGAAUUGGAGCAGAUAAAAGCAGCUUGGAUGUUCUUGGUGUCGGAAGUGGUGGAGGGGAGGUGGAUGUCCAGAUUCUCACUCUGCUGCAGUCUACAUUCCCUGCUGUCCCAAUCAUUGCUGACAUUGUGGAGGGCAGCUCUCCGCUCACAGAUAACUUCAAAGCUUUGGUAGCAAAGACCACCAACCUUCAGAAAGUGCCAUUUGUUUGGCAUAUCAUGAACAGUGAGGACUAUGAGAAGCAAGUCAAAACAAAGGGAGACAUGAAGAGAUUUGACUUCAUACACAUGAUUCAGAUGAUCUACUAUGUGGAUAACCUCGCCAAUACAAUCAAGUUCUACCACAGCCUCCUGAAGAAGAAUGGCAGGCUUAUGAUCAUCAUUGAAGCAGGUAACGCUGGCUGGGACACCCUUUGGAAGACAUACAAGAAGGAGCUCUGUGUUGACGCAAUCACAGAGUACCGCUCAUCAGCAGAUGUUAUUGCAUGCCUGAAGAGUCAGGGUCUGAAGUACGAGGAGCACGCCAUUCUCAACACCUUCGACAUCACAGAGUGCUUCAAUCCAAGCAGCCAGACUGGAGAACGUCUGCUGAAUUUCAUGACAGCAAAAGAUCACUUCUACCAGUCCUUCACCCAAGAGAUCAGAGCAGGCAUGUUAGACCUUCUCAGAAACAAGUGCAGCACUGAAAAAGAUGGCAGGGUAAUGUUCAACAGUAAUUUGAGCUGCAUACUCGUUCAUGCUUGAGUAUGGAAAAAUGUCUUUUCAGUCUAUACUCACAUCAUUUAUUCUGUAUGUGUACCAAGCUGAUUAAUAAAACAAUUUAGU
Molecule: messenger RNA, 1099 nt
Organism: Morone saxatilis (striped sea-bass)
Lineage: Eukaryota; Metazoa; Chordata; Actinopteri; Moronidae
Product: histamine N-methyltransferase A-like
Exons: 7
Coding region: 146-1018 (290 amino acids)
Molecular function (GO): N-methyltransferase activity
Source: RefSeq, a predicted model, not a curated record